Anguilla rostrata (American eel) is the source of this 587-nucleotide messenger RNA. RefSeq names its product sodium-coupled neutral amino acid transporter 5-like. Lineage: Eukaryota; Metazoa; Chordata; Actinopteri; Anguilliformes; Anguillidae. The coding region runs from base 283 to 564 and encodes 93 amino acids. The transcript has 4 exons. The record is from RefSeq and is a predicted model, not a curated record.
GUGCUCUCUCCCUCUCCCUCUCCCUCUCUCUUUCUCACUCUCCUGCUCUCUCUUUACUAUCUCUCUGUCUCUCACUCGUGCUUUUAAGAGAAUAUCACCCAUUGACUGGCUGGAUGUCGGAAUAGCAGCCGUGCAGAAGCUGGGAGCCUUGAGGCGGAUUCUAUGAGUAAAAACAUUGAGGACAAGAGUUCCAUAUCUCCCACCUGGAUCCCUUGGAUCUUCAGCAAGGAUUGUCUCUGCAGUUGAGGGUCAUUUCAGAAUCAGCUGUUCCAGCCUGCUCUGAUGGAGUCUCAACGCAGUUUGGAGCUACAAAUGUUCUCCAACAGCAGCAGCAGUAUGGACACGGGCUCAGAGAAGGUCAUGCUGGAGGACAGUAUGUCAACGGAACAAGAGGAGUUUCUACCACAUGAGUCCGCGGUGAAGAAGAAGGUCCAGUUUACAGAUUUUGAAGGGAAGACGUCCUUUGGAAUGUCCGUCUUCAACCUCAGCAAUGCCAUCAUGGGGAGCGGUAUUCUGGGGCUGGCAUACGCCAUGUCAAACACUGGGAUCAUCCUCUUCCUGUAAGUGAUCCAGCGCAUGCACACGCA